Cylicocyclus nassatus is the source of this 1056-nucleotide messenger RNA. Lineage: Eukaryota; Metazoa; Nematoda; Chromadorea; Rhabditida; Strongylidae. The record is from the annotation of a GenBank genome assembly.
AUGCUGCUGCGUCCUUCUUUCAUCAUCUUUGCGAUAUCUGUCGUUGCUUAUUCGAAGCAUUACAAUGCAGGUCGUUGUAAUGACUCAGAAGAUGCACUGAAUUUAUUGAAUUUAGCGCUAGAGGAGAUUUUCAAUGCUACCCUGCCAGUUUUGCGUGUUCAUAAGAAUGUGACGUUUAGCUGCGAAUUGGCUAAGGCAGUCAGGAAUGGGUUGGGUAAAGACAGCGAUCCUGAUGUUUUCGUUAUACCAGAUAUACGUGUAUAUAGAAAACGACCAGAAAUCCAACUGGUUGCAGUGGAGGUCUCAAGUUACGCCAUAUAUGGUUUCAUGCAAAAGGCAACUUUUGCGGUUGCUUAUUCGAAGCAGUACAAAGCAGGUCGUUGCAACGAUACAGAAUAUGCACUGAAUGCGUUCAAUCUAGUGCUAGAGGAGUUUUUCAACGCUACCCUGCCAGCUUUGCGUGUUCAUAAAAAUUUGACGUUUAGCUGCGAAUUGGCAAUAGCAAUCAGGAACGGGUUGGAUACUUUAGAAAACAGUACUGGUGACGUUUUCGCUAUACCAUUUAUACGUAUGUCCAAAGUCCGUCCGUAUAGACCACGACCAGAAAUCGAAUUGAUUGCAGUGGCUGUCUCUAGCUACGUCAUAAAAGGUUUCACGCAAAUGAUGAUACCGUCGUGGUAUGAAAGCAUAUUACAAUGGUUCGGGUGGGAUUCGGACUCAAAUUACGUCUUCGGAUGCUAUUUUGCUAAUUUUACUGCACCUGAGGAGCAGUUGGCCGAAUAUGCUGUACUUUACGCGGAAUAUGAAGAAGGUGCAUGGUUGGACAAAAUAGAGGAAAGGUAUAAAUGGUACGUGCGAAAGCUCACAGACUUUGAGAGAACUGGGCUUUUUAAAAUACUUCCGCCUGACUGGGAUAUGGGGUCGACUGAUGACGAGGGAAUUUUGCAGUAUCACCAGAUCUCAAAAGACACCGGGGCUACCGUAACCGGGAAAUUAGGCGUCAAAAGAAACUCAAGGUCCGUAGCUGCACCAAAAGUCAAAUUUGACUUCAUUUGA